Molecule: messenger RNA, 2813 nt
Organism: Pyricularia oryzae 70-15
Lineage: Eukaryota; Fungi; Ascomycota; Sordariomycetes; Magnaporthales; Pyriculariaceae
Product: pentatricopeptide repeat protein
Exons: 2
Coding region: 297-2234 (645 amino acids)
Molecular function (GO): protein binding
Source: RefSeq, a predicted model, not a curated record
GGAGAAUGUAAAUGCUAAUACUACGUAAUUUCCUACUCGAGUUCUCUUUAGGAUGCCGGAGGCCCCGGAAGUGGGUCAACCGCCUUUUCUUCUCCGGGAGUGGGGUAUCUCGGAGGACGACAAUUUUCAAGCUACAGCAUUCUACAGCAUCUAUUACUACCUAUUCGCGGAACGCGUCUGACACGCAUAAUCAAAACUUCAAAGUCACAAAAAAAAAAAAUCGGCUUCAAUUGAAACACCAGCCAGCCAUACAUAGUGCUGCCUGCCUUUGAGAUGCUGUCCUCGCGCGCAAAAUAAUGCUCAAGACUGGCGUCACCGUCGACGUGCUGUGGCGCGGGCUGUUAGCUAGGACAACGCUUAACGGUCUGGUUCCGGCGCGAGCCCAAAGCUCUGCAAGAUCAGUCUUUCCCGAAUCGACCGGCCAAUGGCGCCACGAGAGUCUUCAAUGCCUCAAUUCCAGGCAUUCCCACCAUAAUUGGAAACCGGCAUUUAGGCAAUGCACUCGGAAUAGACCAUCCCAUCGGCCAUACUCGACCUCAGCCCCCGAACCAAUAACAGAAGCGGAAACAGAAUCAGGGACACCACGGCUGUCCGCCAGAUUCCUAUACGAAUUUGUUGACUUGCCGGUGGAUUUAAUAAGGAACAGGCAGACCCGAAACCUGCCCGACGCUAUCCGCAACCUCGCCGAGGAUCCGACCAAGGUCAGGGCUGACGGGACCGUCCGCAUCAGAUGCGAGGAUAUCCUGGCGUACCUGCGCGACCUCCGCGACGAGAGACCUGACAACUCCCGUGUGCCCGAAUUCUGGGCCCAGGUGGUAAAGCCAUGUGUUGCCGGUAUUGAACCGCUCGUCGAGGAUCCUCUCCUGCGGGCGCAAAUCCGCCACGAGGGGAGUUGUGAGGUUGUCACUCACGUCUUGAGUGAGGCCCAGGAGGCGGGCUACAACCCGACUUCAACAACCCUCCAUCUGGCACUACGCGCCUUGGCUACUCACCCUGAUUACAUAUUGCGGGACCGGCUCCUUGAGAUAAUGAAGAGCCGGUAUAUCGAAUUGACAACCGAUGGCCACGCGAGCGUGAUCUUGGGCUUGCUGCGUGACGGGCAAUACGAGAUGGCCAUCGACAAACUGGAGCAGGUUACUCGAGAAGGGGUUGAGGUCCCGACGUGGGUUCACGACAUCUUUUUAUUUGUCUUUGCUGAGCUGGGCUUCCAUGAUGAGGUCAUUAGAAUCAUCAAUCACCACCGAAUUAGUCGCAAAGGCACAGAGUUGGACUGGCCCUCGGCAAACACGUGCUACUUCCUCCUAGACAAGUGCUCAAAGGGAUAUCAUUACGACAGCACAAAGUUCAUCUGGAACUUGGCGGUGCCCAAGAUGUUUAACCCCCCAGACGGUGUCUUGGAGAACGUUCUUUGCACCGCGGCAAAGGGACUCGAUUCAAUGCUCGGGUCUCAGGCAAUUAGGAUGCUGGCGACCCGCGGGAACAAGCUCUCUUUGCACCAUUACGAGCCGCUGAUUGCUUGCUAUGCCGGGGCUGAGGACGAGGAAAAGGCGUUCAGCGUGCUGUGCAUCAUGCACCGGGCGGGUAUCAAGCCGGAAUCGGGCAGCACACGUCCCCUUUAUCAUUUACUCCAGAAAAAGGAGCCGUACGAACUCCUGGAAACGGUCCGGCUGCUCUUCCGGCUCAAGUCACAAGGAGACGUGCCGAUUGCAGCCUUCAACGUUGUCCUGGAGGCGAUGCUCGCAAAGAGCGGACUCGGCCAGGCCAUGGACUUUUACAGCCGAGUGCGACUCAUUGUCAAGUCUGGACCCGACAUUGAGACCUUCAACACCAUCCUGCGCAUGAUAUACACGGAGAAGCCGGAACGCAGCCUCGAGACGACUGAGUUUUUGAUGGACGAAAUGAAGGCAAUCGGGAUCAUGCCGGACAGGUUCACGUACGAACAUGUGAUCCACAACCUGGCGCGCGCCGGGAAGCCCGAACUCGCGCUCGAGUACCUACAGGAGAUGAGCCAGACGUUCCACAGGUCAAUGGGCAGAACGGGCUGGAUCACCAAGAUCAAUACCCUGUGGUUGUUCAAAAAGUUGAGAGAGGCUGGUCUCGACAAGGAAGCCGAGGACCUCAUCACCGAGUCGAAUGCUCGUGGAUUAAAGAUCAAAAACGUGGAGCGUGAGCUGGACAGACCUGGGAUUCGCUCCGGUGUGGUAAACCCUGGCUUCUAUGCAGACGAGUCCUAAUUACCCGUUCGACACGGCAGCGGCAUCACGGCCAUAAUCAGAAGCACGACGAGUUCCCACGACGUUGAAGGCUUCUUUUUCUUUUAUUUUUCUGCCUCACAUAGAUUUUACAACAAGCGACGACAAGGCGCCUGCGUUGCUCGCAUGCUUCGCAUAUGGGAGGUGAUUGGACGGGAUUGUGAAGUUGAAUUAAAAGAAAUCGAUUGGGCCUUCACAUCAACAUUUUGAGUUGAUGACUGAUUGACUGAUAAGGCUGCGAUUUAAGGGUUGUCGAUCAACUCUGCCCUACCGUUUUAAUUCGUCUGGCUUGCGGCAGCUCGCAGGAAAUGCCACCGGAGUUAUGGCUGGAGUUUUCGGAGCUAUGGCGGACGCCAUGACCGUUUACGGUAUUAACACUAAAAAAAAAACCGUUGAAAGGUGGCACAGAAACAAAAAGAAACACAAGAAACCAAAAGCAAAAUGAAAGGAAAAGGGAAAAACGAAACAUCUAGACUAAUCGUUCAUGGCCAAUCGCCGCUAAAUCGAAACUAGUUCAGCCCCCCUCAAGUUUGCGUGCCUCUUUGAAAGAAAAGAUCGCUG